AGGAAAUGUCUUCCAACAUUGCGAAAAACUCUUCAACUGAAGAGCUUCAAAUCAAAGAAAUUCCGGGAGGCUAUGGCCUCCCGUUUUUCGGGGCGAUAUCGGACCGGCUUGACUUCCACUACCGCCAGGGCCCGGACGAGUUUUUCCGCGACCGAAUGCAGAAGCACAACUCCACCGUGUUCCGAGCCAACGCCCCACCCGGCCCAUUCAACGCUCGGAACACAAAAGUUGUGGUCCUUCUCGACGCCGUGAGCUUCCCAAUCCUCUUCGACACGUCGAAAGUGGAGAAGAGAGACGUCUUCACCGGCACCUUCAUGCCGUCAACAAGCUUCACCGGCGGCUACCGCGUCUGCUCCUACCUCGACCCCUCCGAGCCCAAACACGCCCUUAUCAAGGGCUUCCUCCUCUCCCUCCUCGGCAGAUUGCAUAAGGAGUUGAUACCCACGUUUCAAGCCGCCGUUUCUCAGCUCUUCGCUGACGUGGAGGCCGAUCUCGACGCAAAAGGGGAGUCGGCUUUCAACCCCGUCAGCGAUAAAAUGUCGUUUGAUUUGCUCUUCCGUUUAUUCUCCGGCAAGAGCUCUUACGACACCGGCGUUGGCAAAGGGAAUUCCAGCCUUAACACGUGGCUGCUUCUUCAGCUGGCUCCUUUGGUCACAUUAGGGUUGAAGUUUGUGCCUAAUUUUAUCGAGGAUUUGGUGCUCCAUACAUUCCCUCUGCCGUAUUUUCUGGCGAAAUCCGGGUACGAGAAGGUUCAUAAGGCGUUCCAGGAGGAGGCCCGAGAGUUGCUCGACGAGGCGGAGAAGAAGGGUUUGAGUAGGGAUGAGGCUUCCCAUAACCUCAUGUUUGUUAUGGGAUUUAACUCUUAUGGUGGGACCAAGAUUCUCUUCCCGGCUUUGUUGAAGUACGUUGGCGGUGGCGGGGAGGACUUGCAUCGCCGUAUCGCAGUCGAGAUUAGGGGGGUUGUGGAGGAGGAAGGAGGCGUAACGUUGGCGGCCCUCGAGAAGAUGAGUCUGGUCAAGUCCGUGGUGUGGGAGACGAUGAGGAUUGAACCCCCGGUUCAGUUUCAAUAUGGUAAGGCCAAGGAGGAUUUGAAAAUUUCGAGCCACGUGGCAACUUAUGUGGUCAAAAAGGGUGAGAUGAUUUUUGGGUACCAACCUUUUGCCACUAGGGAUCCUUUGACUUUUGUGAAUCCAGAUGAGUUCGUGCCCGAGAGAUUCAUGGAUGACGGAGAGAAGCUAAUAAAGUAUGUUUAUUGGUCCAACGGGAGGGAGACCGACAACCCGACCGCGGACAACAAGCAAUGUCCUGCCAAGGAUAUGGUGGUGCUGCUAGGAAGGAUGAUGUUGGUCGAAAUUUUCAUGCGUUAUGAUACGUUCACUGUGGAAGUUGGGAAGCUGCUUCUUGGAUCAUCCGUCACGAUCAAAUCGAUGACAAAAUUCAUAUAAUUCUAUCAUUCAUCGAUAUUUCAUUCUAGUCCUGAUUUGUGUUUGUCGUUUGUAUGAAUUUUCAUGUCUCAAUAAUUAAACUCUCUUUCUACGUUGUUGAAGAUGGUUGCUAUGGUGUGUGUUCAAUUAAAAAAUGUA
Molecule: messenger RNA, 1583 nt
Organism: Salvia hispanica
Lineage: Eukaryota; Viridiplantae; Streptophyta; Magnoliopsida; Lamiales; Lamiaceae
Product: allene oxide synthase 3-like
Biological process (GO): sterol metabolic process
Molecular function (GO): heme binding; oxidoreductase activity, acting on paired donors, with incorporation or reduction of molecular oxygen; monooxygenase activity
Source: RefSeq, a predicted model, not a curated record